Salvelinus fontinalis (brook trout) is the source of this 3291-nucleotide messenger RNA. RefSeq lists its product as uncharacterized. The record is from RefSeq and is a predicted model, not a curated record. The coding region runs from base 461 to 1267 and encodes 268 amino acids. The transcript is spliced from 6 exons. NCBI's taxonomy places the organism in Eukaryota, Metazoa, Chordata, Actinopteri, Salmoniformes, Salmonidae.
UGUUCAACGAGAAUGGUGAUGGCGCGCGGCUCUGCACUGGUGCAUUAGCUACGUUUAGUGGCUUCCUCCUCGUCUCCUUCCUCUUGUCUACACAAAUUAUUUGUUGGAGAAAAAAACAGUGCAGGUUUAGUAAAAUACAUUUUAGGCACCAUCUAAUGCUUUCAUAUAUAAUUCAUACGUUUACGUUUUCUUAUCAGAAGAUAAAGGAAAUGUAGACAAGGUGGAGGCUAAUCUGCAACCUAUGUGUCUUGUCUCAGUCGUAACUGUUAAAAUUGUGUUUUAAUAUGUUUCAUGCGCCACACGAAAAAAACACUGGAUUGGGUGAUCAUCACUCAGAGAUAUCGAAACCUGUAUUAACCUACACUUUGACCAGGCACGUGAUCAAGCUAGCAGCUGCACGGGAACGAGUCUCAGUUCAAAGCUACUUUUGCCUCCACAUUGCAACUGGUUUGAAACAAAAAUGAAGUUUCUGAAACUCUUUGGACGUGCUAAAUCUGUGGUUAUUGGAAUGAUUCAUGUUCAAGCCUUGCCAGGCACCCCUUUAGGAAACAUGGCCAUUCCUCAAAUUAUUGAGGAGGCAUGCCACGAGGCAGAAAUCUAUCACAAUGCGGGAAUUGAUGGGCUGAUCAUUGAGAACAUGCAUGACAUUCCAUACACAUUCUCAAUUGGACCAGAGGUGUGUGCCUCUAUGACAGCGGUGUGUGCAGCGGUGAGGGGGAUCUGUCCGUCUCUGCCUCUUGGAGUUCAGAUCCUGUCUGCAGCGAACAGCUCAGCUCUUGCUGUUGCACUGGCUUCAGGUAUGGAUUUUAUCAGGGCAGAGGGAUACGUCUUCUCACAUGUUGCUGAUGAAGGCCUUUUGAAUGCCUGUGCCGGAGACCUUUUGCGAUACCGCAAGCAAAUUAAGGCUGAACAUGUGCAGGUCUUCACUGAUAUAAAAAAGAAGCACAGCUCCCAUGCCCUGACUUCAGAUGUGAGCAUAGUGGAGACGGCCAGAGCAGCUGAGUUUUUCCUCUCUGACGGGCUCAUCAUCACUGGAACAGCCACAGGGGUUCAGGCAGAUCCAAUGGAGCUCAGAGAUGUUGCAGGGUCUGUAAGACUCCCAGUUCUUAUUGGCUCAGGAGUGACCUAUGACAACGUGGAACACUACCUUGAUGCUAGUGCAAUGAUAAUUGGCUCUCAUUUCAAGAGGGGAGGAGUUUGGGCAAAUGCUGUUCAUCCAGAAAGCGUUAAGAAGUUCAUGGGGAAGGUGCAUUUGCUUCGAAAAUGAAAUCCACCAAUUUGCUGCUAAAAUAAUUUAAUGCAGAACAAUGACAUUUGGUGGUAAUAAUACAUGCAAUUACUGAAGUUAUGUCUCAUGCUAUUUAAUAAAACACAAAUAAUACCUAAACAAAACAGAUUUAUUUAACAUCUUUUAACAUUUAAAUAUACACCACACUGGGAAUAAAUGUAGAAAAACAAAGUGAAUCACUAAGUACACUAAGUACAAAACAUACAUUAGUAACAGUGUUUCAUCAUUAUUUGGUAAUCCUUACCAAAUAUAGCAAAAGAGGUCCAAUUACUCAAGAGUGAUGUUUUGUGUCAUCACAUAUAUACAAAAUAGCUUUUCAUAGCUAUGAAACAUAUCAACUUUCCUUAAAGCAAUAUACCCACAACGUAUCUAAAUCUAAGGCACGCAAAGUAAUACAAAAAAAGUAUUCUAUAUACAAUAGAAUUCAUAUUUGCAAGUGCUAAAACCUUUUGCAUUUUAUACACUACAUAAAAGUUUUCAUCAGAGCCAUAAGCCUUAGCCGUUACAAGCCAGUUAAAAUACUUUUCACAUGCACACACAUCUACUCAAGGCUAUUUCACUCUCAAACUGGGCUCAGUAUGUUAAUAACAUACUCAGCAAAGGGGGUUCCCUUGAUCAGGGUAAAGAGAUUCACAGGGUCAUAGGUCUAAGGUCUGUGUGUUAAGUGGGUUCAGACAGGGGCGUGGUUACUCAGUAGACACUCAGUAGUUGUACAGACGCUGGCAGGGUUGUUUGAAGUGACCAAAGCGUCUGUCAGAGGGGGAGAAGCGCAUCUUGGCAAGGUUCUGUCUCUGGAGAGCACUCCUGGUCAGCUUCUUGCACUCCAUGCGAGUCCUGGCUCGCUGUAUGGCAAGCAGUUGGACAUUGCAUGGAAGCGGGCUGCCCCAGGCAGCUAGCCUCCAGGACACAUGCUGUUUGACUGGCACAGGCCUGCAGUGGGGGGUGGGGGGACAGAAUAACUGUAAAAUGUGUCACUCCUUUCUCUUGGAUAAUGGUUGUGUUAUCACACUGACUACAGUAGAUGGAUCCCCUGGAUGAAAACUGACCUGGGAGAAGCAUCCUCUUCAUCUGAGUCUUCCUCAUCGCUAGGCUGGUGUCUGAUCUGGUAUACAGACAUACUGGGAUGCUCAAUCAGCAGGUUCUCCAAAGGGUCUUCCUCAGGGGGAUUCAGGGAGUUGUUCUCUGGAAACAUCAGACCACAAAUUUACUAAACCGAGACCAAAAAGGAAAAACACCAGUGAGACCUCUAAUAGUGACCAUUAGAUCUACUAUCCAAAUAAUUACAAUACUACCAUUUACAAAACAAGUAACUGCAGACAACAAUGCCCAUACCAGUUUAACAACUAACUUGUGAUUUCAACUCUCUGUGAACAAAAUUAUCGGCUUACCUUGAAUGUUGAUAACGACCCAUCCUCCCUCCUCAAACUCAAUGAGCUCCUCAUAGGUUUCAUUGUCAUCUGUGGGAAAAUCGCCAUCUGUGCUACCAAGGAAAUGGGCAAGUAUCUUUCCAAUCAUUGUGUAUAUGUUUUGCCUCCCUUGGCCCUCUUAUUGCAGUCUGCAAAUAAAAUGAGUUAACAUAGUGUUAUAGUAUGUUGCCCCCAUAAGGAAAAAAAUGUGCAAACCGGCUACAAUUACUGCUAAACUGGUAAAAUUGCAAAACCGAUCAUAGUAAAACAUUGCAUCAAAUGCAAGAAAACAGCAGAACCUGAAAAGGCAUGUGUAGUUUAAUAUCCACAUUGACAGAAGAUAGAUCUGAAAUAAUUUCCCGGAAAGCAGACUCUGAACAACACCUUACAUUAUGACCUUUAGUUUUUAACAUUGUGUCCUGGGUUAAUGACCCUGCCAGAACAGCAGAAUCAGGAACAGCAUGCCCCUUGGAAGCUAUCUGCAGACUGGAGGUCAUGGCAUCCUUUCUGACCAGCAACUCAUUUCAAGCCUGUGUCUGAAUUUUAAGAUGUGUUAUGAAUAAACGAAUGUGGUGAAUAUGAAGCCAAUCAGCCAAA